Messenger RNA from Magallana angulata, 1777 nucleotides. RefSeq names its product PC-esterase domain-containing protein 1A-like. The coding region runs from base 143 to 1525 and encodes 460 amino acids. NCBI's taxonomy places the organism in Eukaryota, Metazoa, Mollusca, Bivalvia, Ostreida, Ostreidae. The transcript is spliced from 6 exons. The record is from RefSeq and is a predicted model, not a curated record.
CAAAAUAAAAAUGAAUUCGAACCUGUCACCCCUACCACCAGAAUGGAAUUGACCAUUGAAGAAGGGUUAUACAUCCGGGCGGUAAAUUUUGCAAACUACUCUGAGGCUGACAGAGACCGCGAAGAAAGACAUACCAUUCGUAAUGAUUAUGGCUGACAUUUUCCUCAGAGAGGAUAUCAUUAAACUUCUAAACAACAAGUUUGUCAUCAUUAUAGGUGACUCAAUUCAAAGAGCAAUCUAUAAAGACAUGGUGAUGCUGCUGCAGAGAAACCUGUACUUAAAAGACAGACAUCUCAGAAACAAGGGUGAAAUGAGUUUUGAAAGAGAUGAAUUAAUUGAAGGUGGACGAAAAGGAAAGAUGAGUAAUGGAGUGAAUUACAGAGAAAUUCGCCAGUACCACAGGGAAAAUCAUCUGAUUCGGUUUUAUUUCGUUACACGUUGCUACAACACAUAUGUGGAAUCUAUUUUGUCAGAUCUUAGUCAUGACCCUAAACCAGACAUCAUCUUAAUGAACUCAUGCCUAUGGGACAUCAGCAGAUAUGGAAAAAAUGGCGUUGAGGAAUAUAAAACAAAUAUGGUUCGUCUGUUUGAUCGUUUUAAGGAGACUUUGUCACCAGAUUGCCUUGUUAUCUGGAAUGCCACUCUUCCUAUUUCAAAGAAUAUAAGAGGUGGUUUCUUGAUCCCUGAAGUGGAGUUUAUGAACAGUACUCUGAGACUGGAUAUUCUUGAGGCAAAUUUCUUUGCUCACCAGGUUGUUAUUUCUCAUGGAUAUGACCUACUGGAUCUUCAUUAUUAUAUGCGGAAUCAAUUGCAUCGCAGAGCGGCAGAUGGAGUUCAUUGGGAUCAAACUGCUCAUCGUCGCAUGACAAAUUUACUGUUAUCCCAUAUUUCAGAGGCUUGGCGACAGAAACUUCCAGGUCGAUCAGAGAGCAUGAAAAAGUUAAUUAUACAAGAAGAGAGUGGUAAACUCCAACAUACAUAUGGCCAAGAGCAACGAAGAGGUGCAGUAGAAUUACCAAUGUUUGACAAUGCAGGUGUAGGACUGCGAGAACCAGUGCAAAAUUACCGCUCUCCUGUCAGCAACCUGUACGCUAAUCCUAGAUACUUUAGGGAUGCCAACAACAACCCGUCAUCUGCAACAGCCCCAAAUCCAGACUCUCAGUAUAGGCACAAAAGAUCAUUCUCCAACAGAAGAGGAGUAGAGGAAGAAUCAAAUUACAACAAAUGCAAAAGGUUCUGUAGAGAAGAGAACUUUUAUCCCUUGGACACAGAAAAGACAGGCAAUCAAGAAAACAACAAUGUCACAUCUCAAUUCCAUCAUGAUCCACGGCUGCCAGAAGGUGACAGAUUUCACGUUUUGGACAGUAAUGCCAAUGUGUGUUCUGCUUCUACUUAUGCAUGGAAACCUUACAGUGAGCAAGCUGCUUCCCAAUAUGGGAAAUCAAGUGGAAUGGGCAGAAGGCAGAAUCCCUAUCAAAGACGAAAUGCUCAUAACAGAAAAUGUCACAAUAGCAAAUAUGUGUAAUAUUUCAAGUACAAACAGUAGGUGCUUCAAGAUUAUCAAUGGAAGUUAUUUCUGGAUGCCAGAUAGCAUUGUAAGGAUGUUUAACUGAUAUUGAAGAUUAGGGGAUGAGUGGAUUCAGGGGGACCCCCCCCCCCCUCCAUUUCAGUAUAAGAAAAGAAACCAAAUAGUUUUAUCUUCAGUUUUGAUGUUAAGCAACAAUUUAGAAUAAAAACUUUUCAAUUUGCUUUAAAAUAAAUGUUAUGAUAUAAAGUC